AUGUCAAAAGAUGUAGACUAUCAGAAAAACCAAAGAAAAUGGUUUAAAGAUGUAGCAACAAGAAGUGGAAGAAAAGUAAAGCCUCCCAAUAAUUUAGUUUUCAUCAGUUUUCUUCUAAAGAAUCAGCACAUGAUAAUAAAAUGGGGAAAAUGAGAGUCAAGUGACAUAUUCACAGGCGUAAUGUACAACACCUACGCGCUGCCUUCUGGAUUUUGCUUCGUUAUUUUAUGCGGUGACGAGCCAGUUAUAGAUGACAAAAAAAGCUUUGAAUAUAACGUCGACAGAAGGGUUGAUGAAUUUGUUGCUUAUCUAGACAACGUUACACAAGUUUAUUCCACAAACAACGUCAUCAUUACCAUGGGCGAAGACUUCAACUACCAAGACGCUGAAGCCUGGUUCGUCAAUCUGGACAAACUAAUUUACUAUGUGAAUCAACGUCAAUUAUCUGGCUCAAAAUACAAUCUAAUUUACUCAACACCGUCCUGCUACGUUAACGCCGUCCACAAUGAGACUAAAAACAACUGGAUUCUGAAGCAGGACGACUUUUUCCCUUACGCUUCCGAUCCUCACGCUUUCUAG
This is a messenger RNA of Ceutorhynchus assimilis (cabbage seed weevil), 579 nucleotides long. The record is from the annotation of a GenBank genome assembly. Lineage: Eukaryota; Metazoa; Arthropoda; Insecta; Coleoptera; Curculionidae.